AUGGAACUUGUUAUCUCAGUUUAUAAAAGUUUCAGAAAACGAAAACCUUUUACCAUUAAAGUCCUAGGACACAGUUACGCAUCAAUAAAAAGAUGUUUAGAGCAUAUAUCUCAAAAUAUAGAAGAAAAAAGUGUUGUAAGAGUUGAAGCGGCUUCUUUUGCCGAGAAAUUAGAUCUUCUGGAAAAUGGCAUUCUUUUAACAUUUUGGUUGGAUAUUUUACACCGAACUAAUGAUAUAAAUAAGGCUUUACAACAAGACAAUAUGGAUCUAAGUACCACAUCUAACCUUUUAUCUUCAUUGGCCCAAUACUUUCAAUAUUUAAGAAACGAGUUUGAUCAAUAUGAAGCUAAAGGAAUAGCUGGCAACGAAAAAUACAUAGAACGGCGAAGCACUGAAAGAAAAAGGCAUUUUGGGGAACCAAAUACAGAAGUUAUUUUGGAUCCUAGAAAGAAAAUAAGAUCGCAGAUUUACCUUCCAAUCCUUGACAAUCUUCAAACAGAAAUUAUUCAUAGAUCCGAAGCGUACAAAACAGGUUCAGCUCUUUUAGAAUUUUUGUUUAAUUUAAAAAAAUUAAGUGACAAAGCUAUAUUAUUAAAUGCACAAAAAUUAAAAGAGACAUAUAUGGAAGACUUAGACGAGCGUUUUCCUCAAGAAUUUUCAAAAAAUUCCUAA
Messenger RNA from Psylliodes chrysocephalus, 672 nucleotides. The record is from the annotation of a GenBank genome assembly. NCBI's taxonomy places the organism in Eukaryota, Metazoa, Arthropoda, Insecta, Coleoptera, Chrysomelidae.